Messenger RNA from Herpailurus yagouaroundi (jaguarundi), 6328 nucleotides. It is a transcript of the gene ROR1, whose product is annotated as receptor tyrosine kinase like orphan receptor 1. Lineage: Eukaryota; Metazoa; Chordata; Mammalia; Carnivora; Felidae. The record is from RefSeq and is a predicted model, not a curated record. Gene Ontology annotation, biological process: multicellular organism development; positive regulation of canonical NF-kappaB signal transduction; positive regulation of kinase activity. Gene Ontology annotation, cellular component: signaling receptor complex; plasma membrane. The transcript is spliced from 9 exons. Gene Ontology annotation, molecular function: protein kinase activity; Wnt-protein binding; ATP binding. Bases 364 to 3177 code for a protein of 937 amino acids.
CAGCAGCCGCCACCAAGGGAGCCCCGGGACGGCAGCCCCCGGUCGCAGGGCGCGCUCUUCUCCGAGUCCGAGCUGGGGGCACUUGCCUUUCCGCUAGCGCGACACCCACAGCUCGGGACUGACCGGCCGGCGGAGGCGAGGCUGCAGCCGGAGGGCUGAGGAGGGACCGCGCGUACGGGGUCCAGAGGCGGCCGGGCGGAGCGAGGGAGCAGGUUAGAGGGACAAAGAACUUUGCAGACGCCCCCGGCAUCCUGCGGGGAGAGCGGCCCGGACGAGGUGGCCGGGACCCCGGGCAGAGCCCGUGGAUGUUCUGCGCGCGGCCUGGGAGCCGCCGCCGCCGCCGCCGCCGCCGCGAGAGGAGGAAUGCGGCGCCCAGGCCGCCGCGGGGCGCGCCCGCCGCUCCUGGCGCUGCUGGCCGCGCUGCUGCUGGCUGCGCGCGGGGCCGCUGCCCAAGAAACAGAGUUGUCAGUCACUGCUGAGUUAGUGCCUACCUCAUCAUGGAACAUUUCAAGUGAACUCGACAAAGAUUCUUACUUGACCCUUGAUGAACCGAUGAAUAACAUCACCACGUCCCUGGGGCAGACAGCUGAACUGCACUGCAAAGUCUCUGGCAAUCCACCUCCUACCAUCCGCUGGUUCAAAAAUGAUGCACCUGUGGUCCAGGAGCCCCGGAGGAUCUCAUUUCGGGCAACCAACUAUGGCUCUAGACUGCGGAUUAGAAAUCUUGACACCACAGAUACAGGCUACUUCCAGUGCGUGGCAACAAAUGGCAAGAAGGUGGUUUCUACCACGGGAGUCUUGUUCGUCAAGUUUGGCCCCCCUCCCACUGCAAGUCCAGGAUCCUCAGAUGAGUAUGAAGAAGAUGGAUUCUGUCAGCCAUACAGAGGGAUUGCAUGUGCAAGAUUUAUUGGCAACCGCACUGUCUAUAUGGAGUCUUUGCACAUGCAAGGGGAAAUAGAAAAUCAGAUCACAGCUGCCUUCACCAUGAUUGGCACCUCCAGCCACUUAUCUGAUAAGUGCUCUCAGUUUGCCAUUCCUUCCCUGUGCCACUAUGCCUUCCCGUACUGCGACGAAACCUCAUCCAUCCCUAAGCCCCGGGACUUGUGUCGCGAUGAAUGUGAAAUCCUGGAGAACGUCCUGUGUCAAACAGAGUACAUUUUUGCAAGAUCAAAUCCCAUGAUCCUGAUGAGGCUGAAACUACCAAACUGUGAAGAUCUCCCCCAGCCGGAGAGCCCCGAAGCCGCAAACUGCAUCCGGAUUGGAAUUCCCAUGGCAGAUCCCAUAAAUAAAAACCACAAGUGCUAUAACAGCACAGGUGUGGAUUACCGGGGGACCGUCAGCGUGACCAAAUCAGGGCGCCAGUGCCAGCCGUGGAAUUCUCAGUACCCCCACACGCACACCUUCACCGCUCUCCGUUUCCCAGAACUGAACGGAGGCCAUUCCUACUGCCGCAAUCCGGGGAAUCAGAAGGAGGCCCCCUGGUGCUUCACCUUGGAUGAAAACUUUAAGUCUGACCUGUGUGACAUCCCAGCAUGUGAUUCGAAGGGCUCCAAGGAGAAGAAUAAAAUGGAGAUCUUGUACAUACUGGUGCCAAGUGUUGCUAUUCCUCUGGCCAUUGCUUUUCUCUUCUUUUUUAUCUGCGUCUGCCGCAAUAACCAGAAGUCAUCGUCACCGCCAGUCCAGAGGCAACCGAAACAUGUCAGAGGUCAAAAUGUGGAGAUGUCAAUGCUGAACGCAUAUAAACCCAAGAGCAAGGCUAAAGAGCUGCCACUCUCUGCUGUACGUUUUAUGGAAGAAUUGGGGGAAUGUGCCUUUGGAAAGAUCUAUAAGGGCCAUCUCUAUCUCCCAGGCAUGGACCAUGCUCAAUUGGUUGCUAUAAAGACCUUGAAAGACUAUAACAACCCCCAGCAAUGGACAGAAUUUCAACAGGAAGCCUCCCUGAUGGCCGAACUACACCACCCCAAUAUCGUCUGCCUUCUGGGUGCUGUCACUCAGGAACAGCCUGUGUGUAUGCUUUUUGAGUAUAUGAAUCAGGGGGAUCUCCAUGAGUUCCUUAUCAUGCGCUCCCCACAUUCUGAUGUUGGCUGUAGCAGUGACGAAGACGGGACCGUAAAAUCCAGCCUGGAUCACGGAGAUUUUCUGCACAUAGCAAUUCAGAUCGCAGCCGGCAUGGAGUACCUGUCUAGUCACUUCUUUGUCCAUAAGGACCUUGCAGCUCGCAAUAUUUUAAUCGGAGAGCAACUUCAUGUAAAGAUUUCAGACCUUGGGCUUUCCAGAGAAAUCUACUCUGCCGAUUACUACAGGGUGCAGAGUAAGUCUUUGCUGCCCAUUCGCUGGAUGCCCCCUGAAGCCAUCAUGUAUGGCAAAUUCUCUUCUGAUUCAGAUAUCUGGUCCUUCGGGGUUGUCUUGUGGGAGAUCUUCAGUUUUGGACUGCAACCGUAUUAUGGAUUUAGUAACCAGGAAGUGAUCGAAAUGGUAAGGAAACGACAGCUGUUACCAUGCUCCGAAGAUUGCCCACCCAGAAUGUACAGCCUCAUGACAGAGUGCUGGAAUGAGAUUCCUUCCAGGAGACCAAGAUUUAAAGAUAUCCAUGUCCGGCUUCGGUCCUGGGAGGGACUCUCAAGUCACACCAGCUCCACUACUCCUUCAGGGGGAAAUGCUACCACACAGACAACCUCCCUUAGCGCCAGCCCAGUGAGUAAUCUCAGUAACCCCAGAUAUCCCAAUUAUAUGUUCCCGAGCCAGGGUAUUACACCACAGGGCCAGAUUGCUGGUUUCAUUGGCCCACCAAUACCUCAGAACCAGCGAUUUAUCCCCAUCAAUGGAUACCCAAUACCUCCUGGCUAUGCGGCAUUUCCAGCUACCCACUACCAACCGACAGGCCCUCCCAGAGUGAUUCAGCAUUGCCCGCCUCCCAAGAGUCGGUCCCCGAGCAGUGCCAGUGGGUCGACUAGCACUGGUCAUGUGACCAGCUUGCCCUCUUCAGGAUCUAAUCAGGAAGCAAACAUUCCCUUACUACCACACAUGUCGAUUCCAAAUCAUCCCAGUGGAAUGGGUAUCACCGUUUUUGGCAACAAGUCUCAAAAACCCUACAAAAUAGACUCAAAGCAACCGUCUUUGCUAGGAGACUCCAAUAUUCACGGACACACCGAAUCUAUGAUUUCUGCAGAACUGUAAAAUGCAUGACUUUUGUAAAUGUGGUAUACAGGAAAAACUAGAAAGCCGUAGAAAAGAUUUAAAUUCAAAUGUUUUUAUUAAAGUAAGGUUCUCACUUAGCAGACAUUGCAACAAGUAUCUUCUGUGAAGUUUAACUGUGUCUUACCAAGCAGGGCAGACAACCAGCCAGAAAAAGAAAACAUUGUGGGAUUAACACUCCAUCAGGGGUACACGACAUGGCAUUGGGAUUGGUACGUCUGGUUUCACGUACUAAAAACUGCAAACCAGUGAAGAAGAAAAGAAUCUCAUGAUUAAAUGUCAAACCAAAAAGGAAAGUCAAAUGGUGCUUUGUGUAUUUGCCUCCGUUCGCCAUGACUGGUCUCUCCCCAAAAUGUAUAUACCGUAGCAUUUGUCUACCUGCUGUCUUAUCUUCAGGACAAAUGUUCAGGAAUUGUGUUGAUUCAAUUUAGACUCUAUGCAUUCUUGUAUGAAAAUGAUCAGGAUCAAUGAGGAAACUGUAGGCAAAAUUUGAAAUCCCAGAUGGAAACGAGCCAUAAGACAAGUGUAAGAUCCCCUGAGGCCAUCUACACAGUGGGGCUUCUUUGGGAAGGUACAGAAUGUGCCUCUUUGUGAAUCUCCUCUGCUGAUCACGAAGGCCUUCUCCACAUUAUCGUUUUCCACAGUGUGUUUACACGAGCCCUUGAAAUAAUAUAGGGCAUCAGACCAUAAGAAGGCUAGACGUGGAUGUUGGAAUUGAUUGUUGGUUGAUAGUUCACUCCAUUGCAUUAGAAAUGAGGAACCAAAGGAAGCACAGUCAGGAAAAUGGUCCCUCGGCCUAGAUCAGCACCCCUGGGAGAGGAACAAGGUUUCCCAUGGGCAGCCUCACGGGAGCUUCCCUGGAACAAUAGGAUUGAAGAAUAGAGGUAUGGCUGCAGACCAGCACAUUAGUGCUUACAACCUCCUGAAUAUGAAUCUUCCUAGGUGUAGGGGGCCCACCAUCAAUGGACUCUGGGGAAGUAGGAAACUCUAUGACACCAAUACCUAGUUAAAGUUUCUCUCACCUUUAUUUUUUUUCUGAUCUGGAAAUGUUCAUAGAUUUUAUUCCAGCACCAGGAGUUACGACCAUUUAUUCAUAGCAUUAGUUGGAAUCCAAAGACUAUGAAUUCUAUUUUGUAAAACAUUACAGUAUUUUUUUUAAACACAGGUACUGAAUUCUCAUGUCAAAGAUAACCAUGAAUUGAAAUUUUGAAGCUGGUGAAUAGAAGAAACAUAAUCAUUUUUGCCUUAGGAGGGAGGCAUCAAAUGUGCAUUUCAUGCCACUUACCUACUAGCCAUCUUUUGCCAAGUUUAGAAUUCUUAUGGGUUUCAAGUUCUAUAUAGAAAGGAAUGUUAUGUUAGAUUUUUCUCUUGUUAAAAAAUAACUCCUUUAUUCUAAGAACAAUGUCUCAAGGUCUCAUUUUUUUAAUCAUUACUAUUUUACAACUAAAGAGACUUACAAAGAGACUUUACAGGAUAUAAAAUAAUUCCUGGAAAUGAUAUCUGAUGAGGAGAAUGUAAAGCACAUUGAUGUUUCAAUUUUGUAAAAAGAAAAAAAAUGCAAUUAGGAUGAGAAAUCAAGGAAAUCUGUUUACCAAAUGUGUUGCAAUUUUCCCAAACACUGAAUCUUCAAACAAUGAACAUGGACUUAUCGGUACUGUGAACUCAAAGAAUUGGCUAUAUCCAGUUUUGUUGAAAGAUAAAUUAAGAAAUAUUUUUGUGGCAUAAGUAAGCUGGUUCAAGAGCUACAUUUCUUAACUUUAGGUAGAGGAGAAAUUUGGAUCCUUUUGUUGCUAUGCAACUGUUUAAUGAUGAAGAUUCAAACCACAAUUUUGUAUAUCAUACGACAAUCAAUUGUUUUCCAAGGAUAUUUAUUAUUUUAAGUAAACAUGAUUUCAGUGAAUCUGAGUUUUUCUAGGAGUCCCUUAAAGGGAAAUUAGCAUUCCGUGAGCCAGUAAAAUACGUACUCUGGAAAAACAUUACUAUGGUAAAAAGUAAAUUCAAGUUAGUUUUUUAUAAAGAACUAUAACAUUUAUUUUAAACAUUUUAUACUUACUGAAGUCAUUAAGGUGAGCAAACCAAAUUUCAAAACCACUUGUAAUGUAUUUUGUGAUAGCACUGUGAUACUACAUAACACAGUCCCUUUUGUAUUAAAAUGGUAUUUUUUUCACAAACUGAAAAAUGUCCUUCGCUUUGUUGACAAUGUUUUGUAAGAUGACUUUAUUUUCAGAUUUUUUUCUUUUUUUUUCUUAUUUUUUUUUUUUUUUUUUUUUUUUUUUUUUUUUUGCACAAAACUAUGUUUAUGGUUUGUAUCACAGAAGUGAAAAUAUAUCUCUGCAUUUUUAUAUCCGGUCUGUUUCUUUGUUUCCUUUGUUUGUUUCUUUUUAACUCGAUAUAGAUUUCCUUCAAAUAUAUCAUGGCAAUAUUCAGAUAUCUUGCCCUCCCAUAUCUUUUCUUAUUUUCACUGCAUGCAUUUAAUCACUGUAUUACUUAAUGUUUGAUCUGUUAUUAUGGGCAUUUCAAGUAGACAAGCAUGGAUGUAAUGACAAAAAGGCUAUUUUAUAUUGAGGAUAUGUGCAUUUGUAUUUCACACACCAGCGAUGAUAUUAAACACUGAUUACUUUAUGCUGCUGUUUAUUAAAAAUGUUUACCAUAUAAUAUUAUUUCCUGAAUAUUGCUAUCCUGGAGGUAUUUGGGGAUUUUAAUAUUAUUUCUCUAAUUAUUGACAUUUCAUAGAAAAAGGAAUCAUAAUUCUUAUUUACUAUAAUUCCUAUUUCAUUGAAAUGAUUUUUUUUUUAAGUAGGCUUUUAAAAUAGAUUUGGGCAUUCUUUUGCCACUGACCACAGGUGGAAGGGAAAAGAUCCCAAUGAUUUCAUGACCAUAUACUAUCCAACUAUAUAUGGCAAGCUUUUAGUUUUUAAAAUCAAAAUAAUAUAUUGAAUAAUUACCUUACAACCAAAUGGAAUGUAAAAAUUGGUUUUCAAAGUUGCAUCCUUUUCCGCCUUGUUUCCGUGUGAACUUAGACAUCAAAAAUCAUGUCUUCAAACUCUGAAGAAGAAAAAGCUGUGUACAUCUUAUCAUGUUCAACUUAGAUUCCAAUCAUACUGAUAAAAUAAAAAGAAAUGUGGCCAUUUAA